This is a messenger RNA of Penicillium brasilianum, 954 nucleotides long. Lineage: Eukaryota; Fungi; Ascomycota; Eurotiomycetes; Eurotiales; Aspergillaceae. The record is from the annotation of a GenBank genome assembly.
AUGAUCGCAACCUCUACUCAAUCCGGUCCAACCAUGGCAUUCAAUCGUACCGCUCUAUCCAAUUUAUCUCUCGAAGACGAGAGAUAUCUCAACCAACAACUCAGUCCACAGUCACGCCCCAUGGAGUUGUUCCCCACGACCAAGGCAUCCGACCCGUUGCCGGGCAAUUGGUCCUACGACAGCGCUAUUGACCUGUUUUCCCUAAACCCCGCCGACAUGGACCCGGUCUCCUUCGACUUUGCCGAUAGCCUGACCAGUGCUGACUCGAGGGAUCUCUUCAUGGAUCCCUUCGGGACCCCAACUGCCAUCGGUGGAUUCAGUAUGCCCACAGCUGACGACACGAUCUCGCUCUCUUCCGAUCUCGAUAGCGACGAUCAAUCCUGGUCCAUGAGUGCCCGCCCCUCUAUCGAUAUGACCAUGACGUCCCCAACGACCACCUCCAACAAACCAAUCACCCGCGCCUCCCUCACAAAUUCAUCCUCCAACAGCAACACCAGGACAUCAACAUCAACAUCAACUCGCUGGUCCUCCAGCCCCGAAAUCAAACCACAAGAAUACAAAGCCUCCCACAUCGACAAACGCCGCAAGACUCGCUCCCUCUCCGACGAAUCCACCACCUCCUCCUCCGGCCAAGCCGCAGCUUCAGCCCCGCAAGACCCCCAAGGCCGCAACGCUGCCAAACGUGCUGCUCACAACAUCAUCGAGAAGCGCUACCGCACAAACAUGAAUGCCAAAUUCCUAGCUCUGGAGAAAGCCAUCUCCCCAGCCGGCGUGCAAAAGUCCUGCCGUGCAGGCGCGGGGUCACUUAAAAAGUCGGAGAUCCUGAGUAAUGCGUUGGCGUAUAUCGAGCGCAUUCAGCAGGAGAAUCUGUCCGUGCAGAAGGAGUUGGCUAUGUUAAAACAAGGGAUCGUCCCGGGAGGGAUGUGGAGGUCUUCCAAACACGGUCGCUCGUGA